Pyrus x bretschneideri (Chinese white pear) is the source of this 1614-nucleotide messenger RNA. Its product is annotated as protein CHUP1, chloroplastic. Gene Ontology annotation, cellular component: chloroplast outer membrane. The coding region runs from base 222 to 1415 and encodes 397 amino acids. Lineage: Eukaryota; Viridiplantae; Streptophyta; Magnoliopsida; Rosales; Rosaceae. The record is from RefSeq and is a predicted model, not a curated record. Gene Ontology annotation, biological process: chloroplast organization. The transcript is spliced from 5 exons.
CUUGUAUGAAAAAAGAAAAGAAAAACAAAACUAAUGUUAAUGUACAAUUGUUGCCCUAAUAAACUAGUCACUAGAGUCUAGAGCAUCAGGCGUCAGGUUUACGUGAACCCACCAAACCUUACGUCAAAAGUAAUACCAGAUAACAUAAAAAGGAACGAGCCAGCAACUCAUUUGCCACAUCUUCCUAUCUCCUUCCACUGAAAGCACAGCAGACUAGGAGGAUGCCAGAAGAAGCUGAAAGCUCCGAGAUCGUCGUCUUUCUCACGAAAGAACUCGAAGCCUCUCUCGAAAAGAACGGCUCGUUGGAGAGAGAAAACCAUGAGUUGAGGCAAGAAGUUGGUCGUCUCAAAGCUCAAAUAACUUCCCUCAAAGCACACAACAAUGAGAGGAAAUCUGUGCUCUGGAAGAAGUUUCAAAGCACAUUGGAGCAGACUCCAGCGACAGAGAAACCGAAUCCGAAAGUAGACUUCACAGAGUCAGAAGCCACAAAGGAAAGAUCGGCAGCAAGAUUGUUACCAACCAAUGCACCACCACCAACGCCAAGGCCUCCCCCUCCUCCUACUUUGUUCAAGGAGGUAAAGGAAAACAAAGGGCCGUCAGCACCAGCACCGCCGCCUCCUCCUCCGCCCUCAAAAGCAUUAAUCGGGUCAAGAGGAGUGCGACGUGUUCCGGAAGUGAUUGAGCUGUACCGUUCACUUACAAGGAAAGAUGCACAAAUGGAGAACAAGGCCAACCCUGCAGGAGUUCAUGUUUUUGCACUUACUAAGAACAUGAUCGGAGAAAUCGAAAACCGUUCAUCUUAUGUUUUAGCUAUAAAGUCGGAGGUCGAAACGCAAGGAGAGUUCGUAAACUUUUUGAUCAGUGAGGUCGAGUUUGCAAAAUUUUCAAACAUUGCAGAUGUGGAAGCAUUUGUGAACUGGCUGGAUCGGCAGCUAUCUUCUUUAGUCGAUGAGAGAGCAGUGCUGAAGCACUUCCCGCAGUGGCCGGAACGAAAGGCGGACACGCUGCGAGAAGCCGCUUUCAGCUACAGAGACCUGAGGAAUCUGAAAAACGAAGCCUCAUCAUUUGAGGACAACCUGAAGGAGCCAUCAAUCCUUGCUCUGAGAAGAAUGGAAGCAUUACAAGACAGGUUGGAAAGAAGCGUGAGCAGCACAGAAAGAACAAGGGAGAGUGCCAGCAAGAGAUACAGGGAUUUUCAGAUCCCAUGGGAGUGGAUGCUGGACACAGGGCUGAUGGGUCAGAUGAAACUGAGCUCACAAAGGCUAGCCAAGGAAUACAUGAAGAGGAUUAUUAGAGAUGUGGAGUCCAGCGAAUGUCCAAGAGAAGAAAGUCUCCUGCUUCAAGGAGUCCGUUUCGCUUUCCGGGUACACCAGGUGGUUUUGAUUCGGAGACGGUUCUCGAGUUCGAGGAACUAAAGAAGAUACGCACGAAUAGUAGACGAAAUGGCACGAUUUAGCUCGCUCUAUAUAGACUUGGACCCGGAAAUUGAUCGAUGGGGUGUAAGCAGAUUAGUAGUAGCAAAAAAAUGUGUCUGUAAAAUGGCCAACAUUUUAUUAUACUGGUAAACUCCUAGAUUGGUUUAAUUUGAAUAUGGAUUCGAAAGGUCUUCACUCA